GCCAUUCGUAGCAUUGUCUGUCAUUGUCAUAGCCGGAAAUUCGUUCGCUAUCGCCACCUCUCUUCGAAGACGCGCUAAGUCGCCGGUGCCGGUUAAAUUACUUGUUACAAAUUAAAAAUAUAAAUAGUGUAAUUUAGUGCAAACAACAGUGAAAAUGGCUCCACGUACAGUUAAAGCUAAGAAAAAUGCUGAUGUUAAGGUGUCAGAAAUUGAUGCACCAAAAAAGGGACGGGGGAAAGCUAAAAUUGUAGAACCUGAUCUAGACUCAUUAGAAAUUGUAGAGGAAAAAGUUUCAGUUUCAGAAAAAAAGAACAAACAUGCUAAAAAUACUGCUAGUGAUUAUCAUGAGGAAGAAACAAGUGCUACUAACAAAGAAGACAAAGCCCCACCUGCAAAGAAAGGGAGAAAGAAGAAUGUUGAGGAACCUAAUUCAGAUUCAAACACAUUUAAUGGUGAUAGUUCUGCAGAAGAAGAUUCAGCAACGACAAUUGACACUCAGAGUGAAGAGCAAAGUGAAUCAAAUGGACAUAUUGAAGAUGUUCCAGUACCUUCUACAAAAGGUCGUAAAAAACCUUCAAAAAAAGAAUUAGGUGAAGUAAAGCCAAAAGUAAGUGCAAGAUCCAAGAAAAAUACUAAACAAGAAACUGUCGACAAUAACAAAGAGGAAAUAAUUGAAGAAAAGCCUAAAGGGAGAGGUAGAAGUCGAAAAGCACCACCAAAACCAGAGCCUGAUCAGGAAGACGAUGAUGAAGAGGAGGCAAAGAUUGAACCACCUACAAUCAAAGGUAAGAAGAAAGGUCAGCAAAAAGCAAUACAGGAAAAAUCUUCUGAUAUCAAAAAAGUUACAGAAACCAAAGAUGUAGAGAAUGAAAAUGAAGAUUCUAAUGAGGAAGAAAAAGAUGUUGAAGAAGAGAAAAUCGAGGAUCCAAAAAAGAAAGGACGUAAAAAUGUAGGAAAAAAGGGGCAAACUAAAGUGGAAUCAGAAGACAAUGAUGAAGAAAUCAAAGAAGUACCAUCUAGCAAAAAGAAGAAAGGUGCUAAAAAAGAGGAAAAAUCAAAAGGUGAUUUAAAGGAUGACUCUGAAAAGGACGAAGGUGUAACUGAAACAAAGCCAAAAAGCAAACGGGGUCAGAAGAAGGUAGUCGAGAAAUCAGUAGACACGGAAGAAGUACAAGACACCGGUGAACCGACAACUAAGCGUCGGCGAAAGGCUGAUGAUAAGGCCACUGAAGAUACUAAAAAGAAGCCAGCUAAAUCAGCAACAGAUUAUCAAUCAAUAGAUUUUUCUAAUCAUUCAAAGAACUCGCAGGGUAAAGAAUGGAAUUUUAAAAUAGCGAGUUGGAAUGUAGAUGGGAUCAGAGCAUGGAUGGGGAAGGAUGGAUUGGAGUAUUUAAAAUACGAAAAGCCUGACAUAUUGUGCUUACAAGAAGUAAAAUGUUCUCAAGAAAAACUGCCUGAGGAGAUUAAAAAUGUUCCUGGCUAUCAUGCAUACUGGUUGUGCAGUGACAAGGAUGGCUAUGCUGGUGUAGGAAUUUAUACAACCAAAUUGGCAAUUAGUGUUCAAUAUGGAUUACAAAAUGAAGAAUUAGAUAGCGACGGUCGAAUAAUAACAGCGGAAUAUGAACAGUUCUAUUUAAUAUGUACCUAUGUCCCUAAUGCUGGUCGCAAACUGGUCACUCUCUCUAAAAGAUUAAAGUGGAAUGAAGAAUUUCGGAAUCACGUAAAAUCUUUGGACAAAAAGAAACCUGUUAUUAUAUGCGGAGAUAUGAAUGUGGCUCAUAAUGAAAUAGAUUUAACGAAUCCUAAAACAAACAAAAAGAAUGCAGGUUUCACCAACGAAGAACGUUCAGGUAUGACUGAGCUGCUUGGGGAUGGCUUUGUUGAUUUAUAUCGACACUACUAUCCAGAUAAGACUGGUGCUUACACAUUUUGGAGUUACAUGUUCAACAGUAGAGCGAAAAAUGUUGGAUGGCGUUUGGACUACUUCAUUGUAUCACAGAGACUACUACCAGCACUUUGUGAUACCGUGAUAAGAGACAAGGUCUAUGGCAGUGAUCAUUGUCCAAUAUCGCUUUUCCUCCAUAUCAGUAGUGCAGAUAAGCCUAAAGAAUAGGUGCAUUAAAACUAUAGAGGAUUUUGAUGAAUAUUAAAGAAUAUUGAACAGAAAAUAAUCCAUUUUCAUAAAUCAAUAAAAUUGAACGAACAUUU
Vanessa tameamea is the source of this 2208-nucleotide messenger RNA. It is a transcript of the gene Rrp1, whose product is annotated as DNA-(apurinic or apyrimidinic site) endonuclease. Gene Ontology annotation, biological process: base-excision repair. Bases 155 to 2113 code for a protein of 652 amino acids. NCBI's taxonomy places the organism in Eukaryota, Metazoa, Arthropoda, Insecta, Lepidoptera, Nymphalidae. The record is from RefSeq and is a predicted model, not a curated record. Gene Ontology annotation, cellular component: nucleus. Gene Ontology annotation, molecular function: DNA binding; double-stranded DNA 3'-5' DNA exonuclease activity; phosphoric diester hydrolase activity. The transcript has 6 exons.